AUUUACGUUUUCUGCAAACGUAAAAUAUUCUUAAAUAUUUAAGACUGUGGAGGAGAAAAUGCAGAAAUGGACGAGAUCAAAAUAGGUUGCUGCACCCAACAACAUAACCUCGAAACGGACCGGUAAGGAAUAAAAAUGCCUGUUGAUCAAAAAAGAAUUAAUGGGCCUGAAGUGUCUAUUCCAUACUGUAUUUACAUUGAUAGAAGUCAGAAAAAUAUUGAAUCACAAAAAAACCUUUUGGAAAAAAGGGAAGAUGGGAGGGAACUCAAUGAACUCAGAAAAAUGUUUGUAAAAGUUGGAAUUAUUAGCCAGGCAAAAGGUUCUGCCUAUAUUGAGAUGGGGGAAACCAAAGUGAUAUGCUCAGUAUUCGAUCCAAGAGAAAUACCAAAUAAGAAUAGCUACUCUCUGCAGGGAGAAUUGUUCUGUGAAUUCAAAUUCGCAACUUUCUCCACUGCGAAAAGAAAAAUUCAUCAGCAAAAUUCUGAAGAGAAAGAAUACAGUUGCGUCUUGCGAAGGGCUUUAGAACCAGCAGUUUGUCGUCAUGAAUUCCCUAAUUUUCAAGUUGAUAUCUACGUGUUAGUUCUUGAAAAUGGUGGAUCGGCUUUAUCUGGAGGGAUUAUGGCGGCUAGUUUAGCUCUCGCCAAUGCCAGUGUUCCAAUGUUUGGUCUCGUCUCAGCAGUAACAAUGGGAAUUCAUGACGAUGUAAUUUUUCUGGACCCAACCGAAAAAGAAGAGUCUCUUUGUCUUUCAAUGUCAACAAAUAAGAUGCAUAAACAGAAAAACCACGGAAUUAUCUUACAAGCGUCGAUGCCACAACACAGUCAAAUUUCUGAGUUCUUUCUCGUUGGGAGUUUGGACACGGCUAUAAUUAAAUCCCAACUGGAAUCUCUCAAUAAAGCAGGUGAUGAUAUAUAUCCAGUGAUGCAACAAUGUUUAGUUAAAUCUAUAGCAAAAUUUUUGAAGCAGAAGAAAAAGGAAGAUCCGGUGGAAAGUGAAAUCGAAUCAUGAAAAGACAUGUUCUUGUCAAACUAUUUUAUACAGAUUAUUAAUUGAAUGAAGAUAAGAAGUGAAACAUAAAGAACCUGAAUUUUUAGAAAAUUUUGAAAGAAAGAAGACGGACUUUUUGUAUUGUGAAGCUGAUUUUAUUGCUAUUUUUGUUAAAAUAAAUUUACA
Messenger RNA from Belonocnema kinseyi, 1173 nucleotides. RefSeq names its product exosome complex component MTR3-like. Lineage: Eukaryota; Metazoa; Arthropoda; Insecta; Hymenoptera; Cynipidae. Gene Ontology annotation, biological process: poly(A)-dependent snoRNA 3'-end processing; U4 snRNA 3'-end processing; rRNA catabolic process. Bases 136 to 1008 code for a protein of 290 amino acids. Gene Ontology annotation, cellular component: cytoplasmic exosome (RNase complex); nucleolus; nuclear exosome (RNase complex). The record is from RefSeq and is a predicted model, not a curated record. The transcript is spliced from 5 exons.